Messenger RNA from Daldinia childiae, 1533 nucleotides. RefSeq names its product putative m serotype protein. Lineage: Eukaryota; Fungi; Ascomycota; Sordariomycetes; Xylariales; Hypoxylaceae. The coding region runs from base 1 to 1533 and encodes 510 amino acids. The record is from RefSeq and is a predicted model, not a curated record. The transcript has a single exon.
AUGUCCGCUACACCUAAGAAGCCGCUAUCCGCGGCGCAGGGCCGGUCUUCCUCGACCGAGAACACACCUCCGUCGAGGCAGACCCGAGCGUCUACACCGACUUCUUCUACAAAUGGUGCAGGAACCACCAACAGCCCCCAGAGAACACGGUCAAACCGAGGCGGUACUCCAAUGUCAGCGCGAGCCGCUGCUACGCAUAGGACAACCUCGUCGCUGAGUAUCUCUAGCACAGUUGGGGAUGCUGAGGCUCGCGCCGAGACGGUUGCUCUAAUCGAAGACCUAAAGGAACGGUUACAGAAGGCAGAUAUUGCUUCCGAGCAGCAUAAGAAACAAGCAGAGGUUUUACAGACAAGACUCGACGAUGCUCUUAAAGAGCAAGCCAAAUUAGAAGAAAAGGUGCACGAGAGCGAAGAGCAAAUCGAGGCGCUUAGAAAUGAGAAACGGGAAGCUGCGAGACAGAUGCGCGAGAUGGAGGCAAUCUAUGAGGCCGAACGGAGCUCCAUGAUGAAAGAGAAGGAAGAGAUGGCGAACCGCGAAGAAGAGAUGCAAGCUGUGAUCAAUAGGUUAAAGGAAACUCUCAACCAAAAGAACGCAGAGGACGAAAAUCGCCCAACAAGGCAAUGUGAGCAUCCAAAUUGCAUGACUUUUACAUGCGCAAUUGCUAAUUCGAGCAACAUUACAGCGAGUAAUUCAUCUCCUAAUGUAGAAAAUGGGAAUUUCGCUCCGCCUUCUUCGAUUCAGCGUAGUGAUUCCAGGAAUAAUUCUAAGCUAUUACUUCAGAAGGAUAAAUUGAUCGAGUCUCUACGUCUUGAACUCGCAGAGGCUCAGAUUAAGCUUGUUGAGUCCGAGAAUCAAGGUGGCGGGCGCGUGCACGAAGUUGAACGCCUGCUUAUGGAGGCCCGCAUGGCUAACGCACGGCUGAUGGAAGAUAACGAGUCGUAUCAGCUACUCCUCCAGGAGAAGACACUCCACGGGGAGUUUGGCAAGGGUGAUUUUGGCUACAUGAACGUUUCCGCCAACCAAGACGCACUCAAUGCUCUUGAAGGUCGAUCCAACGCUGGCGACAAUCCACCAACUCCGGGGGCUAGUUUAGCUGAUGAACUGGGUGCUCUCGGCGGGGAUGAGAAGGCUGUUGAUGAGGAGACUUUGCGCCGUCUUGAGACUGAACUCCGUGCUGCUAAGGACCAGAAUAAAGCCCUUACGUUGUAUAUUAACAAGAUCAUCGAGCGGCUCCUCCAACACCAAGAGUUUGAACACAUUCUUGACCAAUCCUCCGACUUCAAGCCAGGUGCCAAUCUACACAAGGACCUCCCACCACCCCCAACAGAUUCUCAGGGAGCUUCAUUCCUAUCACGCGCGAAGUCUAUCGCCGCUGGUCCCACGCCUCGGCCAAAGCCUCGACCCAUGACUAUGUCCGCAGCGCACCAAAUCCACGCUGUAUCUGCACACACUAACCCGAGACGGCUCCUAGCAUUCCCCUCACCGGACUCGGGCGCUCGCAGAGCACAGCACGACGCCUCGGAAGGCCCAUGA